AUGCCGGCCGUGCCGAUUUUGCCGGCCCUGCACAUGGACGAGCUGCAUCACCAUCCUCCGGAUGGUGAGGAGCAUGUCCCGCCGGUGACCCACAUCGCCGAACCGACUGGCGCGCCGCACUACUCCCCGGAAUCGUCGUCCUCCUCCUCCGGAGCAAGUGGCCCCCUUUCGCCUGGCGCGCUGCACGGCGACCGGGCCGUGCUUGCCCCGAAUGCUGCCCCCGGGCCCGGGGCCAAUGACGCGCACCCGGUGCUGGCCAACCGGCCACGGCUGGCCCUUGCCUCCAACUCAUCUCUCCCAUCCUCCGGCCGGGUCCGGCGCAUGUCCCUCGACAGCGGGGCCGGGUCCAUCUUUCACCAGCCACAGCCGUUGUCAUUCUCCAAUUUCUCGAUGACCUCCAUCGCCACCACCGGCUCGGGGGACCCUGGCGACCCGGGUGCCCAUGAGGGUGCCGGUGUCGGGGCCUCGAGCGCCGCCCUGCACUCGGGCCUUGGCCCGCCGUUGUCAUUCUCCAAUUUCUCGAUGACCUCCAUCGCCACCACCGGCUCGGGGGACCCUGGCGACCCGGGUGCCCAUGAGGGUGCCGGUGUCGGGGCCUCGAGCGCCGCCCUGCACUCGGGCCUUGGCCCGGUGCCGGCCUCCCCCCGGCUACCCGGGCAUCCUGGCUCUCCGGCGGCCGGGCCCGGACCGAUGUUUUUCACCUCCGCCCGGGACUACACCUACCGGGGAGAUGUGUGCAUUCGCUUCAGCACCGUCAUGCCGGAAAUCAUGAGCGGACGACUUGACCCACUUGCCUUUGAGACGGUCAUCGACACACUCAAUGCCCAGCUCUCCCAGCUGGACCACCCCUCCCCCUACUCCAAUCGCCCGGCACUGGUCGAGGGCAUCAUGUCUCUGGCCACCUGCUUUACCUGGUACCCGUUGAUGUCCUUGCUGGUGCCGUCCCCCUACCAGCCGGUGGCUCUGAUCAACAGCCGGCCGGUCACCCCGGCCGAUCAGCAGGAGCUUACCCCGCGCUUUGGCCCGCACGCCAGCUGGCUCGGCCGGUGGCUGCCCACCAUGCUGACCAGCACCCACUAUGAGCGCGUGCUGGCCCAGCUGGCUGUGCGCAUCCACAAUGCCAACCGCACGGUGUUCUUCCCGUCGGGCUUCCGCCUGCGCGAUCCCGUGCACAAUGGCCUGCUCCACUUGGAGUUUGACGACCUGCACGCCAUCGCCCUCAACCAUGCGGGGCCUGGCCGGGGCCGGCCCGGGGGGGGAGGCACUCCCAGCCCUCCGGCCACCCCCGGCGCGGUGGCCAUCCCAAUCGUCACCCCGGCCCCCUACUGCCCGUGCCUCGAAUGCACGGUCCCCUCCAUGGCGUAG
Fonticula alba is the source of this 1365-nucleotide messenger RNA. RefSeq lists its product as hypothetical. Lineage: Eukaryota; Rotosphaerida; Fonticulaceae. The coding region runs from base 1 to 1365 and encodes 454 amino acids. The transcript has 3 exons. Gene Ontology annotation, cellular component: extrinsic component of endoplasmic reticulum membrane; endoplasmic reticulum palmitoyltransferase complex. The record is from RefSeq and is a predicted model, not a curated record. Gene Ontology annotation, biological process: peptidyl-L-cysteine S-palmitoylation; protein targeting to membrane.